Molecule: messenger RNA, 424 nt
Organism: Nicotiana tabacum (common tobacco)
Lineage: Eukaryota; Viridiplantae; Streptophyta; Magnoliopsida; Solanales; Solanaceae
Source: RefSeq, a predicted model, not a curated record
CUGCAAGUUGCAGUUGCAUAAAUACUAUAUAUAAAUAGUUUCUUCUUUUUCAUAUAUUCAUGGAACCAAUUAGAGAAAGCGAAGAACACAACAAUAAUUCAGAAGAUUGUUGUGGUGAGAACUCAAAGAACUCAAAAUCAUUUGGAAAGAAAUGUAGUCAUAUAUCAAAGAAACAAAGGGCUAAGUUUUACAUUGUAAGAAGAUGCAUUGCUAUGCUUGUGUGUUGGCGAGAUAGGAAAGAUCACUGAAGAUUGAAGAUUGAAGAUGUUCUCAUAACUUGCCUGCAGAUUAUAGCUUUUGUAGAGAAGAAGGUGUACUUAGAGAUUUAUCUAAGAGUAUGUUGAUAUAAUCCUCAAAAGUUUGAACUUAUUUUAAGCUAAUUCUAUUUAUUUGUAGUGUUCUUUGCUCGAUCAAACAUAUUACG